This is a messenger RNA of Aphidius gifuensis, 3681 nucleotides long. RefSeq names its product nuclear valosin-containing protein-like (gene smid). NCBI's taxonomy places the organism in Eukaryota, Metazoa, Arthropoda, Insecta, Hymenoptera, Braconidae. Gene Ontology annotation, biological process: ribosome biogenesis. Gene Ontology annotation, cellular component: nucleus. Gene Ontology annotation, molecular function: ATP hydrolysis activity; preribosome binding; RNA binding. The record is from RefSeq and is a predicted model, not a curated record. Bases 246 to 3431 code for a protein of 1061 amino acids. The transcript has 5 exons.
GGUUUUUUAUUUGCGCCGGCCAGAACAGGCCAAAACAUAACUAAGAAGGGGUGAAAAAAAGAAAGACAAAAAACACAAAAAAGUCCCAAUAAAUAAUAAUAAUAUAACAUCGCAAAAGCGUCAACACUGAUCAACACAAGUACACAACACAUUUGUCGGCCUUGAGGAACUACAUAAUUCACCCGUUAAUAAAAAGACAAACAAAAAAAAAAAAGAAUUUGGAAAAAUUUAACGACUAAUGAGAUAUGACUGAAGUUAUUCCAAAAAAAAUGGCAAGAUUAAAUUCAUCAGUUGAUGUUAUACCAAUUCAAGGUUCAAGUAAUGAGGAUUCCCCAAAAUUUCUUAUGAGCAGAAGAAAUAACAACAUGAACAGAAGAAAUCAUAGCAGGAUUCGUGAUCCUUCAAUAAUAGAGCGUGUUAAAGAAUAUCUUGUUCAAAAUGAAGACAAAGUUUACAUUGACGUGGCAGAAAUGGCUGUCAGCUUGAAAAAACAAUAUAGUCGUGACUAUAAGAACAGAAAAGAUGAUGUCUUCAAGGAAUUGGUACGUCGUGCUUACGAUGCAAUAACAGAAUCAUUUUCCAGAAAUAGUGACGUUGAUGACAUUGAUGAUAUUGAUGACAUUGAUGACGAGGAAAACGAUGAAGAAGAAGACGUCGAGGUUGAGAUCCAGUCUGACAGCGAAAUGCCGAGCAAUGAUCUAAGUGACCGCUUAAUGAGAGAGUACAAGAAAACAUUAAAUGAUCUUACUGCUAAAAAUGGUAGUGACAAAGAAUUAAUUGACAUUAGUAGUGAUGAUGAUAAUGACAAUGAUAAUAAUAGUACUACUGUCAUUGAAAGUACACCUAAUAAUAAAAUAAAACAAAUGAAAAAUCAUGAAAUUUCAUUAUCAGCUAAGUCACCAUUGACAAGGAUAAAUCAUAAUUGUCUUAAUCCUAAAAUAAAAGCAUCAUCAACAAAAACAUUUACACCUGAUGUUAAAGCACGUGAGGCUACAGUUUUUAGCAGCAAUAAUGCUAAAGUUAAUGAUAAAGUUAUUAAUGACAAUACUGACAAAUGUAAAAAAAGAUCAAGAGAUAAAUCAGCUGAUUCAACAGGUGGAGGUCCAAUAUUAAAAAAGAAAAAAGAAAUUGGUACACCAUCAUUAUCAUCUUCAUCAUCAUUUGCCAUAACACCACAAGAAAAAAAAUAUAAAUUUUGUGAUAUUGGUAUAAAUGAUAAUGUAUUGGAUAGUCUUUGUCGUUUAUUAUUACAUAUUAAACAUCCAGAAUUAUUUAAACAAAUUGGUUCAACACCACCACGUGGUAUAUUACUUCAUGGACCACCUGGUUGUGGUAAAUCAUUACUUGCACAUACAAUUGCUGGUGAAUUAGAUAUACCAUAUUUAAAAAUAGCAGCACCACAAUUAAUUGCUGGUGUAUCAGGUGAAAGUGAAUCAAGAGUACGUGAUAUAUUUGAUCAAGCAGUAUCACUUGCACCAUGUGUAUUAUUUUUAGAUGAAAUUGAUGCAAUUGCACCAAAUCGUGCAAAUGUACAAAGAGAAAUGGAACGUAGAAUUGUUGCACAAUUAUUAUCAUGUCUUGAUGAAUUAAAUUUUAAAGAAAAUGGUAAUAAAGUAUUAAUACUUGGUGCAACAAAUCGUCCAGAAGCUAUUGAUCCAGCUUUACGUCGUGCUGGUAGAUUUGAUCGUGAAGUAUCAAUUGGUAUACCAGAUAAAGAAUGUCGUGCUAAAAUACUUGAAGUUCAUUUAAAAAAUGUUACACUAUCUGAUGAUGUUGAUAUACUUAAAAUUGCAGCACAAUCACCAGGUUAUGUUGGUGCUGAUUUAGUAUCAUUAAUAAGUGAAGCAGGAAUUGCUGCUGUUGAACGUGCCUUCAAGAGUUUAGUUAAUGAAAAAAAACAAUUGAAUAAUACAAAUGAUAUAAGUAUUAUUGAUAAUACAAAUACCACAAGUACAAUAAUUGAAAAUGUUAAUAAUAAAGAAACAAAAAGUACAAGUAAAAAUAAUAAUACAAAUGAUUUAAUAUCAACAAUAAAAUUACAAAAAAAUACAAAAAAAUUAUCUGAAUUAUUGGAAAUUUUACACAAUGAAAUACCAAUAUCAGAUGAUAAUUUAAAAAAAUGGAAAAUUGAAUAUAUUGAUUUUGAAAUAGCAUUUAAAGUUGUACAACCAUCAUCUAAAAGAGAAGGUUUUGCAACAGUACCAGAUGUAACAUGGAAUGAUAUUGGUUCAUUAAAAGAAAUACGUGAAGAAUUACAAAUGGCAAUACUUGCACCAGUUAAAUAUUCUGAUGACUUUAAAAAAUUUGGAUUAACAACACCAACUGGUGUAUUAUUAUGUGGACCACCUGGUUGUGGUAAAACAUUAUUAGCUAAAGCAAUUGCAAAUGAAGCUGAAAUUAAUUUUAUAUCAGUUAAAGGACCAGAAUUAUUAAAUAUGUAUGUUGGUGAAAGUGAAAAAGCAGUUAGACAAUGUUUUAUACGUGCUAGAGAUUCAGCACCAUGUGUUAUAUUUUUUGAUGAAAUUGAUGCAUUAUGUCCAAAACGUAGUGAUGGUGAUAAUUCAUCAACAUCAAGAAUUGUUAAUCAAUUAUUAACUGAAAUGGAUGGUGUUGAAGGAAGAAAAGGUGUUUAUCUUAUGGCUGCAACAAAUCGUCCAGAUAUUAUUGAUCCAGCUGUUAUGAGACCAGGAAGAUUUGAUAAAAUAUUAUAUGUUGGAUUACCAACACCUGAUGAUAGAGUUGAUAUAUUACGUGCAUUAACUAAAAAUGGUACUGUUCCUAAAUUUUCUGAUGAUAUUAGUAUUGAAGAUGUUGGAAAAAGUGAAAGAUGCAAUGGUUAUACUGGUGCUGAUUUAGCUGGUCUUGUUAGGGAAUCAUCAACUGCUGCACUCAAAGAAUCAAUGGCUAAUUCAACAAAGCUCAAUCAAAUUUACAUGAGACAUAUUGACAUUGCAUUUACUAAAAUACGACCAUCUGUUCAUGAAAAGGAGGCUAAAAAUUAUGAAAAAUUGCGAAAACAAUAUACUGUUAUGAAACCAAAGGUUGUUGAAAAUUCAGUUAAGAGUACACCAGAAAUUUCAAAAGCUGAUCAAUUGGAAUCAUCAAUAAAUGAACAGUCUGAUAAUUUAAAAGACCAACAACUAGAAUCAGUAAAGAAUGAUGAGCCUGAACUUUCAAAAGAUAAUCAACCAGAACCAUCAAAAAGUGAUGAUCUAGUUGAAACCUCAAAAAAUGAUGAGUCUGAACUCUCAAAAAAUGAUCAAUCAAACACAUCAACAAAUGAUGAACCAGAAACAUCAAAAAAUAAUCAACAAGAAACUUUGAAAGAUGAUCAAUCCAAAAUUUCAACUAAAGAGAAAUUAGAUAUUUCUAAUAAUGAAAAAUUCGAAACAAGUGUUGCUGAUACAGAAGUUGAAGCCAUGGAAACGUAAAAUAUUAAUUUCAAAACGAUUCAGCAAAUAACUAUACUUUUGCUACAAUUAUUAUUUCUUUUUCUCUUUAAUAUUCAACUGUAUUUUUUUUUUUUUUUUUUCUUUGUUUUUGUCAUUUUUUUAUUCCAUUUAUUUUAAACAUUUUUCAUUCAAAUUUCAUACAUGAUAUUGUAAAGUAAAAAUAUUUAAAAUAAAAAAAAAAAAACACUUUAUCAUAAUCAAUAAAUAAAAAAUAAAAAUACUAUAAUAA